CGAAAAAUGGCGGCAAACCAUAAAUUAACAAGAAGCAUCUUUAUGUCUUUCAAAUCCAUCCGCCACCCUAAAGAUGUCCAUAGGAGACUCUCCAAGAGCUCGAUCCUCUACGAAUCCUCCGACCUCCCUCCACCAUCCGCCGAUUAUCCCACCAGCGCGAGCACAGGUACGAGCCCACCCUCCAAGACCCUAGUCCAAGGCGGCCAGGGCGGCCGUCGCUGGUCCCACGAGCUCUCCCCCGAGAAGGCCGGUCUCGUCGGCUCCGUCCUCGAGGUCGCCGGGUUACUCAAAGACGUCGUCCUCGACAAAAUCCAACAACGACCCCCCGCCCAUUCUCCUUCUUCUUCCAUGGCGACGACAACGACAACGACAGGUACGACAGGCACGGCGGCUGGAGGUCUUUCUGCAGAGGAGAAGCUAGAAGCCGCCAAGGUCGCGUUCGGCGGGGCGGAAGAAGCGGGUGAUCAGACUAUCUAUCUGGAGGGACUUCAGGACCAUCUGAGGCAUGAGCAAGCUGCAGCAAAGGAGGCAGCAGCUGCCAAGGAAGUAGCCGCAGGAAAGGCCGGAGGUCUGGAAGCAAAGGAUCUGUUAGGAUCGGCUCCGGAUGUCGCACAGGAGCAUCGCAAGUCUGUUUUCCACCUGGCCGCGAACCCAGAGACGAGGAAGACUAUGUUGUUGGACCAUCCAGAAUCUUUGGGAUAUCAUCCCAGGGACUCUGUCUGA
Gamsiella multidivaricata is the source of this 723-nucleotide messenger RNA. RefSeq lists its product as uncharacterized. The record is from RefSeq and is a predicted model, not a curated record. Bases 7 to 723 code for a protein of 238 amino acids. NCBI's taxonomy places the organism in Eukaryota, Fungi, Mortierellomycota, Mortierellomycetes, Mortierellales, Mortierellaceae. The transcript has a single exon.